Xiphophorus maculatus (southern platyfish) is the source of this 7660-nucleotide messenger RNA. It is a transcript of the gene zfyve9a, whose product is annotated as zinc finger FYVE-type containing 9. Gene Ontology annotation, cellular component: early endosome membrane. Gene Ontology annotation, biological process: endosomal transport. The transcript has 19 exons. The record is from RefSeq and is a predicted model, not a curated record. Bases 372 to 3875 code for a protein of 1167 amino acids. Gene Ontology annotation, molecular function: metal ion binding. NCBI's taxonomy places the organism in Eukaryota, Metazoa, Chordata, Actinopteri, Cyprinodontiformes, Poeciliidae.
CCUAUUUUCCCAGUAUUGAAUCUUUGGGGAGGAGGGAUCCUCUGCACAACUACGGCAGGAUAACGGCUGUACUUUUCGAGUAGCGCCGUUCGGGUCGAGCAGACGGCGGAGUCGGAGAGAGUCUAAACGGGGAGACUCAAAAAUAGCGUCCAAAGGCGAUUAGCUAUGACGGGAGGAAACACUGGGGCUUCGUGAGAAUCUACGUAAAAAAAAAUAAGAGGAUGAGGAUUCCUCUGGUGUGGGCGCUGGGCGCUUGCCAGACUGGGUGAAGGCAGAUCCGAGAGCUGAAGAAAAACCCAGCACCCGGGGCUGCAGAGUAGGACCUCCGUACAGGUUCACACGGCCGUUGGCAAGGUGGAGCUUCCUGGCCCAUGGAGAAUUACUUCCAAGCCGAGGCCUUCAACCUGGACAAGGUGCUGGACGAGUUCGAGCAGAAUGAAGAUGAGACGGACACGUCAAUUCUCUCGGACGCUAAGUGGACACAGAUCCUGGCUCCGCCCGCCCACAUGCUCUCCCUGAAUCCCGCUCUGGCCCACGCAGACAUCAGCCCCCGGGAGAGCCCGCUGCCCUUCAAGACUCUUCCCGACCCGUCCAGCACCUCCUCAGGACCCGACCCCAAAAGGUCGGCGGGUCCUGAGCAUCAACCGUGGGCGGAGGAGAGGCCGGCGGAUGUCCACAGCCCGCCUCUCCCUCAGCCCAACAUCGGCAAGCUGGUGGGCGCUGACGACGUCUCGCCAUGCGGCGUUGUGGAGAACGGCUGCACAGGAUGCCCACAGAAAAGUUCUCCUGCUGAGGUCCACGUUGGUAACGAGGAGGAACCUUCAUCAGUGGGCGGUGGAGGCUCUUGCUUCACGUUUGAGAUGGGAUUAGCAGAGGAACGGACUCUUUCUGAGGAUAAUCCUCCACAUGUGACUCAAAAUGGAGGAGAGUUGAAAGAUGAGAACCGUUCUGCUGUUUUGCAGGACUUUGAGCAGGAACAAAAAAGUAUAAAUUCUGAGGAGCUUGGAGGAAGUGUGAAUGGGAGUCAGAGUGUCCAGGCGGAGGUUGAGGAGAACAGUUUGUCUCCUCAUGGCAGGGACGGAGCGCAGGAUGAGCAGGAGGGGAGAAAAUGCGCUGAAAAUGGACAAAUGGAGCAGAAAGUUAGAACUGGAAUCCUUCCUAACGGUCUGGAGAUGGAGAAUGGAAGCAGCUUAAAGGUCAACGAAGCAGAGGACACCGAGGACUUUUCUCCGUCUCCUGUCCCGUCCAAGGAGGACUCUGUGACCGAAGAGAAGGAGAUGGAGGAGAGCAAGCAGGAGCUGAGCGACGGCGGAGCGGCCGGGUCCGGCGGCGUCCAAACGAAACUGAACAACAGCCGGCUGCAGCCGGUGAGCGUUCCCUACGGAGGAGCGCGGCCCAAGCAGCCGGUCAGCCUCAAGCUGCAGAUCCCGCAGCCGCUGUCCGGCCAGGUCCAGAACCAGCUCAGCGCCAAGAACAAGAACAUGGACAGCCGCUGCUGCAGAGGCACGCCCACCGACCCAGCGCCAGGUGGGACGGGCCAGAGUUCGCUCAAUGGAAAUGGAGGAACCCGCUCUCCAUCGCUGACGGCGUCUGAGAGUCCUGACAACGACCUUCAGGCCGGGCAGCAGGGGGCGCUGUGCAGGAAGGCCGCCAGCUCGCUGGGAGAGGUGGCUCCUGUGUGGGUGCCUGACUCGCAGGCCCCGGUCUGCAUGAAAUGUGACGUCAAGUUCACCUUCACCAAGAGGAGGCACCACUGCAGGGCCUGCGGCAAGGUGUUCUGUGCAGCGUGUUGCAGCCUGAAGUGUAAGCUGCUCUACAUGGACAGGAAGGAGGCCCGCGUUUGUGUCACCUGUCAUUCUGCCCUGACAAACGUUCAAUCAGCGGAGACGCCUGUUACUGCAGUCAAUCAGAGUCCAAACCCGAACAACCCGGCGGAGUACUGCUCCACCAUCCCCCCCCUGCAGCAGGCGCAGGCGUCCGGGGUCCUCAGCUCGCCGCCCCCCACUGUCAUGGUGCCCGUGGGAGUCCUGAAGCAAUCUGGCAAUGAAGGCUCCCUGUCGCGGGACCAGAGGAGGGUUUGGUUUGCCGACGGGGUUCUUCCAAACGGAGACGCAGCAGAAUCCUCCAAACCGCCGUCCUCCGGCUCGGCGUCCUUGCGGUCACGGGUCGCCUCCACCUGCUCCAACAAGGCCGCCACGCCGGAGGCCUCAGAGGUGGCCCAGACCCCCGCUGCGCCAGCGGGCAGCCCCGUGGGCAGCUCCCUCAGCCUGAUCCCGGAGGACGGGCUCCCUCCCAUCCUCAUCUCCACCGGAGUCAAAGGAGGUACGGGAGGCCACAUCACAGAUUACGCCGUGGAGGAGAGACCGUUGGAGAUCGUCCUCAUGCAGCAGUUGGAGGAGGGAGGCCUGGACCCCCUGGUGUUCGUGCUCAAUGCUAACCUGCUAGCCAUGGUCAAGCUGGUCAACUAUGUCAACAGGAAGUGCUGGUACGUGACGACUAAAGGCAUGCACGCCGUCGGCCAAGCCGAGGUCGUCAUUCUGCUCCAGUGUCUACCCGACGAGAAAACCAUCCCCAAAGACAUCUUCACACACUUUGUGCAGCUCUACCAAGAAGCCCUAAGCGGCAACGUGCUGAGCCACCUGAGUCACUCGUUCUUCACCCAGAGCUUCCUGGGCAGCAAGGAGCACGGCGGCUUCCUCUACAUCAGCCCGUCCUUCCAGUCGCUGCAGGACCUGCUGCUGCCCAACCCGCCCUACCUCUUCGGUAUCCUCAUCCAGAAGUGGGAGACGCCGUGGGCCAAGGUCUUCCCGAUCCGCCUCAUGCUGCGGCUGGGAGCAGAGUACCGAUUUUAUCCGUGUCCACUGUUCAGCGUUCGCUUCAGGAAACCUCUGUUUGGAGAGACCGGGCACACCAUCAUGAAUCUGCUAGCAGAUUUCCGUAACUACCAGUACACUCUGCCGGUGGUGAAAGGUCUGGUUGUGGACAUGGAGGUGAGGAAGACGAGCAUUAAGAUCCCCAGCAAUCGAUACAAUGAGCUGAUGAAGGCCAUGAAUAAGUCCAACGAGCACGUUCUGGCCAUGGGGGCGUGUUUCAACGAACGGGCCGACUCCCAUCUGGUCUGCGUCCAGAACGACGACGGGAACUACCAGACGCAGGCCAUCAGCAUCCAUCAUCAGCCGCGCAAAGUUACUGGAUCCUGCUUCUUUGUUUUCAGUGGUGCGUUGAAAGCCUCGUCCGGUUUCUUGGCUAAGACCAGCAUAGUAGAAGAUGGUGUGAUGAUUCAGAUCACCGCAGAGACCAUGGACUCUCUACGGCAAGCCCUGAGGGACAUGAAGGACUUCACCAUAACCUGCGGAAAGGCGGAGCAGGAGGAGAACCCGGAGCUCGUCCACAUCCUGUGGACUGAAGACGACCAAAACUUCAACAAAGGCGUCAUCAGCCCGAUCGACGGGAAAUCCAUGGAGUCCAUCACCAGCGUGAAGAUCUUUCACGGCUCCGAGUUCAAAGCCAAUGGCAAAGUCAUCCGCUGGACCGAGGUGUUCUUCCUGCAGAGCGAGGACCAGCCCAGCGGGCUGAGUGACCCGGCCGACCACAGCCGGCUGGUGGAGAACGUGGCGCGGGCGUUCUGCAUGGCGCUGUGUCCGCACCUCAAGCUUCUGAAGGAGGACGGCAUGGCCAAGCUCGGCCUGAGGGUCACGCUCGACUCCGACCAGGUGGGUUACCUGGCAGGAAGUAACGGCCAGCCCCUCCUCCCUCAGUACCUGAGCGACCUGGACAGCGCCCUGAUCCCCGUCAUCCACAACGGGGCGUGUCAGCUGAGCGAAGGCCCCGUCGUCAUGGAGCUCGUCUUCUACAUCCUGGAGAUCAUCUCCUAGGAGACACAAACACUCGCAGACUUCUUCUUUCUUUCUUUUUUAGCACCAUCUCACAGCCUGGUCCUCCUCCCAUCUCCCUCCAACCAUUCGCGCCUCAAAAAGAACCAGAAAACUGUGCCGGUCCGGUCCAGGUAGCAUUCCUCCAGUCCAACCUAUGCAUCCUCCGCCGUCUGCUUCCAUCCAGAGGUGAAGCUCAGAGCAGAGAGUCUGUCCUGACCGCCACGCUCUGGCCUCCGAAGGGUUAAAUUCAUAAACACCCGAGUGAAGUUCGCCCCGCCACCUUCUUCAAAUCUAAACAAGUUGGUGUCAAACUUUUGUGCUGCAAAACUUUUCAUUGGUGCUGCUAUCAAUUUAAAGAUUUUAACAAAUGUUUCCAGAGGUCAUGAAAGGUCAACCAGCCAACUCCUUCAAGUCAGACUAAAUUUUAUGCCAAUCAUCUAAACUGGAUUAGUGCAGCAAAAAUGUUACGUUUGUGCUGCUUUUGAUAUUUAAAUGUUCAUUAAUAUCUUCACAGCAAACAGUCAACAAGCCCCCUCACAUUACCCAGAGCCAACAUAAUUGGUUUGUGCUGCAAAGAGUUUCAUUUGUGCCGCUAUCAUUUCAAAGAUAAUAAAUGUUUCCAGAGGUCAUAAAAGGUCAACCAGCCCCUUCAUCAACUUCCUGAAGUCAGACUGAAUUCGAUGUUAGUCAACUCAGUUACGUUUGUGCAGCAAAAAUUAAUUUGGGCUGCUUUUGCGUUGAAGAUAUUAAUGGAAGUUUAAAUGUCUCAAGGUCAAGCAGACUCAUCACAUUACCCAGACACAUAAUUGGUGUCAAACGUUUGUGCUGCGUUGUGCUGCAAAGAUUUAGAUUUGUGCCACUACGAUUUCAAAGAUAUUUCCAGAGGUCGAGCAAGGUCAACUAGCCCCUCCAUCUUCUUCCAAUCUGACAAAAAUCGCUGUAAAAUGUUUCAUUUGUGCCGUAAGUUUGCACAGGUCAUCAGAGGUCAACCGGCCUCUCGCUCACAUUCACAAACUCAGACAAAUUUGAUGUCGAUCAACUUGGCUACGUUUGUGCAGCAAAAAUCUAAUUUGUGCUGCUUUGGAUUUGCAGAUAUUGAUAAUGACCUCUGGAACUUAUUUUCUAUAUUUUUUAAAUGAUAGCGGCACAAAGAAAAACAUUUGACACUCAUUCUGUUAGACCUGGAGAAGACGGGGGGAGAACUUCGCUCGUCAGUUUUAUUAAAACACAAAGAUGAACUGAGGCCAAUUAAAUGCUCGUUAACGUCGUUAGGCUCCAAUUAAUUAACUUUACUAAUCCAAAUAAAAAACCCACUUUAAAAAAAAAAUUUAAAUCAGAUGCUAAUUAUUAUUUCUCGUGAAAUCUUAAUUUAUUUUGUAGUAAUUUAUAUUAAAACACACAGUGCGUUGCCAAAGUAUCCAGCUUUAGCACAAUACAAACAUAAACUAAUUUAUGUUUUAUUAGGAUUUUAUGUGAUGGACAAACACAAAGUAGAGUAUAAUUUCAUCAACUUCAUUUUUUGGCAAAGGUGAUUUUUACCACCACCACAAAAAAAAAAAGAAAUUUGUAGAAAUUUGAUGAUUUAGAAGUAAAAUCUGCCGGAUUUAAUGUUUUAAUCACUAAUUCAGCCUCUGGAUGCUCUAUAGAAUCGUAAUGCUGCGGUUGCAGCUGCAGAUAUUUUGGACAUAAGCACAGAUUUCAUAUCGGACAGAUGAGCAUCUCUGCACAUCAGGUUUCACGUUUCACCACGUGACUUUGACUGGGCCGUUUCGCCACAAUGUUUUAACAGUGGGGUGUUUUUAGGUUCCAGGUUAAAGGUUCGAUCUCACUGCAAAAACACAGAAUCCGACCAAUUAUCUGUUAGUUUCCAGUGCGAAUAUCUUAGACUUGAAAUAAGGUGGAAACUAAUUUACAAGUAGCUUUUCAGCAACAUGUACGAGCUUCUGUUAAGUCAAAUAAUCUCCCAGUGAAACUAACACUUGCCUGGGGGCCAAAUCUGGCCCUCCAUAAGUUACUGUGUGGCCCCCCAAACUCUCGCAAGACAUAAGAAAAAAUAACUGUGUGCUUAAAUAUUGUUUUGUCAAUGCAAUGUUUUAUCGUCAACCUGUUAUAAUUUUUCAUGUAAAAAUCAACAAAUCCCCACAUUUUUUCGUCCUAAUGCAUAACUGAGUUAGUUUAUUGCAAAUUUUCAUUUAAAAAAAUGACAAAAAAAGGGUUUAAGUGACAACUGUCACCAGCAGGUGUCAGUGUUGUCUUUCUUUACUUUAUGUCCUGUUCCAGUAGUAAAGUAAUAUUUAGUAUACGCGCAAAUAUUUCUAAAUUAGCAUUAAAAAAUUAGCUUUUUGAUGACAUUAAAAAAAAUCACAAAACGCUGGAAGACAUAAAAAAAAUGAACUUAAUAGCUGUGUGAUGAUAUCAUGCAGCAUUAGUUUGAGGCUUUCGGUGUGGCUUUUCGGACAGACCCGACGGCUCCUCUGCUUCUUAUCGGACGUUUGCUCCGAAGUCACUGUGUCAGCCAGAUGAAGCGAUGCAUUCUGGGUAAAAACCUGCCUCUGUGUAGCACGGAUGCUGCUGAAGGAAUCGUUGGAGGUGGAGGACGGUGCGUUCGUGAGGAGAGACAUGUUUUUUUUCGCACCAUGGUGCUCAGUGCCUGCAGCAGAGCGUCGUCAAGGGAAGAAGAUUCGUCAGCUUAACUUUAAGCUUUACUCAUCGUCACCAAAUUCUGCAUAGACUUGUAUAUAUUUUUUAUAGUGGAGCCAUUUCUUCCCUACGCUAUUGUCUGUGUCCUCAUACAAAACUUCUAAAAGUCCCGCCGUACUUCAGCUGCAUUUCAUUUAGUCUUUUCAAAUUAUGCGAACAACUGUUAAAAAUGUAUAAACAUAUACAGUAUAUAUAUAUAUAUAAAGAGAUAUAAAAACUAAUUGCAGAAGCAGUGCACUGGAGUCUAAGCCAUUUAAGUUGAGCGCCGCGUUCUGGGAGGAAAAGGUAAUUUCAGAAAUUCACUGACUGAUCCGAGGCUGAAUGUAUUUCCGCUCCGCGUUCUGCUUCCUUCCAAAAACCCCGAAAUCAAAAACUCUGCAGCUCCGGAGACGCUCCAGCCGUUCGCAGUGCAGCUACGCAGAGAUCGGGUCCGUCCAGCGGCGGCUCGGACCUGCGGAUGAAAACUACGAAUGUAUUCUUCUUGUUUCCGUUUCCCCGCCAACAGAGAAAAUAAAAAUAAAAAAAUCAAAAGUCUGUACAGUAAUCAUUCGGUGUGACAUUCAUUCUCCAUCUACUCGUGAGAUUCUUCUCAUCUGUUGAAUCAAAACGUUUGACAAUCUGUUGAAAAUCUGCAGAAGAGCCAACAUUUCCCAUUAGAAACGGAUCAUUUCUUACCAUCAGGUGUUUUAGGAGGUUCUGUAAUCGUGAUAAAAAAUGGUGAAACAAUCGCCACUUCCUGGUUGAUUUCCUGUGAUCGUCAUUUGGUUUCAUGCUGCCCCAAAACAAACCGAUUCUUCCCCCAUCAGAGUCUUCGUUUACAGUGACCUCUUCAGAUAUGUGCAAUAUGUCAGAAAUCCCCGACGCUAAAGGUGCAAUUUGACCAGAAAAGUAGCAUUUUGUUUGUUGUAAAAAUAAAAAAUGUUUCUGUCCAAAACUCUAAAAACACUGCAUGCAAAACGGAGACAAAAAUCAGCUUUUUUGUGCAUUUUAACAGUAAAUAAAUCCUGAAAAAUGCACUUGUUCAGUUGUUUACUGGUUAUUUUUUUGUUUUUUUUAAAUUAUCAGUUUGGGAAAGCCAAAACUCU